Molecule: messenger RNA, 2138 nt
Organism: Sphaeroforma arctica JP610
Lineage: Eukaryota; Ichthyosporea; Ichthyophonida
Exons: 10
Coding region: 340-1974 (544 amino acids)
Molecular function (GO): protein dimerization activity
Source: RefSeq, a predicted model, not a curated record
GGUCAGAGGGACCAUAAUUUCUUAAGAUACAUAUAUUCAAAUUCAUCAUACGGGAAAUUCAAUUGCUUUUAUAUAAUACAUAGCAGCCACACGAGAGAGGGUUGGCCGGAUAGUAACUCUGUUCAACGUGGUACGCUACCACGGUGUGAGUCCACAAGCGCUAUACGAAUUUGCAUAUCCCUAUGUUCUCAUACUGAAAAUUAGUGAAUUUACAAUAGAUACGGAAAACAACAUUGUUGGCAGUAUCAGCUGCAGAAUAUAGACGAAUUGGCCGCUUGUUGAGCGUUCUCACACCUGUAGGACUCAGCUAUUUUGCUGCUAUCAAAUACAUCAGUCAUCAUGUACAUGGACUGUGCAUUUGAGGUCAGAGUUUUCCUUUUCGCGAACGAUGGGUAUUUCAGUGUAGAGAAUGCGUGUCCUAUGGUAUUUUGGACGAACUGGACGAUCGAAAUGCUGGCAAGCCGAGCACACAAAUUGCUUUACGUAACGUCUCUGGCUCCAGUCCGAAACGGAAGUGAUGACAUCAAAGUCUUUUACGAGAACGGUGCGCGCGUAUAUGAUGUUAAGCACGUGCAGCAAAAUUCAUGCUUAGUUGUUGGAAGCGGGGAUUUUGUAGCUUUCCGAUACAAGGAGCCCACAAAACAACAUGGCGAAAUUAAGUGGAAAACAACUCCUUUUGAAUCCUUUUUGUCUGGAUUGGUAGAGGCUAACCACCGGAAUGAAGCGCAGCAAAUGACAGAGCCAAAUAAGUCACGAACGGUCAUGAACAACAUUCUUCAGAAUCUGGAAAAUUUCCUAUACACGGAGCACGAUAUUUGGGUUGCGUCACAACAAGCGAAGGGCAUCGAGCUUACGCCCGAGGAAAUUAAUCCACCAAGACCCAAUAAGAGAAGUACUGUUUCUCCCGGCAGUGAAUCAGAUGGAAGCUCUGUGCAAGUCAUGUACCCAUCGAUUGUGGAAUGGGUCGAGGAUAAUUGCAUCACGCCGCGCAGCAGUUUCAGUGCAAAUAAUGACAACGGAUUUGGCUCAGCAACAGACGGCGACAUUCCUGUUCAUUCGUCUCCCAGGAAGGAGCAAAAUAAGUCUAAGGUAUUUUUUUCCAGGAUUGUGGGCAAUGUUACCCUUCCGCGAAUGGAUCUGGUCAAACGUGUCGAGAAAAUGAGUUCCGCCAAUCUCGCGAGGACAAUAUCGAGUGCCUCCUCCAGCAGGAUCUCCAAGUCGGGAACCAAAGAUCGAACAGCCGACAAGCUCUGGAGGUCACGAGUCUCUGAUCAACUGAAAGAGUUGAAACAAUCGAUUCCUGAGCUGGCUGCGAAGAAAAGAUCGACCAAAACUGCUAUUUUCAGCUCGGCAAAGGAUUAUAUCUUGAGUAUGACAGAAGAAAACAAGAAGCUGGAAACGGAAAUCGCAAUGAAGAAAUCUGAGCUCAUGGCCUUUGGUCAAGCCGACACCUUCGCCACCAACACGGGGGUUUUAAUAGUGGAGCAACGCUUGGAUAUGAUAGAGCAAGGCCCUAUCAUUAUCUACGCUGAUCAUCACUGGAAAAUGAUGUCUGGAAAUGCAGCGCCGGAGGGGAGGCGGAUGAUGGAGCUGUGCGGAACAGACAAUAAUCCUUUCAUGUACUCAGCUUGUAAAGUGAUGAACAAAACGCUCUUCGAUUCUCGGGAGCUGCAUUGGUCUGGAGUGAUGCUUUGUCUGAGGAGCGAUAAGAUUAUUAUGGGAUGUAAUUCAACGAUCGAGCCUGUUAAAUUGGAACAAGAGAGCUCAACUGAUGAUGAAGGAAUAACCAAGGGGACAUCGGAUGUCGUGAGGAGUGUGAUUCUGACAAAAGAUUGGCACGAAUUCAAUAUCUCGGACAGCAUUGGGUCUCACCUGUCGCCACAUGUUGUUGAAUUCUCGUGUCCGAAUAGCACAUCAGAGAAAAAGUGCUCAGAAGUGAAAAGAUCUGUAGACAAAGUCGCUGUGCGCUGUUAGUCAAUAGAAGGCUCAGCGGAAAACAUUUUUUUACACACGUUGGUACUCGUGUAGGUGCAUACCAGUCGCCAAACUAUCCCGAUAUGAAGAGUUCGAGGGAUAGAGCUUCAGCCGACACAAUAAUUACAGGCAAAUACAAUCUUUGGAAUAAAUAUUUAUACACC